Messenger RNA from Plasmopara halstedii, 465 nucleotides. RefSeq lists its product as uncharacterized. The transcript has a single exon. The record is from RefSeq and is a predicted model, not a curated record. Bases 197 to 382 code for a protein of 61 amino acids. NCBI's taxonomy places the organism in Eukaryota, Oomycota, Peronosporomycetes, Peronosporales, Peronosporaceae.
UGCCCAUAAUAUUCAAAAGGAUUAAAAUGAGGACUAGAAGUGUCGUUAAUGACAGAACAUUAAAAAAAAAUCUCUGUGGAUUCAAAGCUUUCCGCGUCAAUGGUACUAUCAGUCUUUCCGUCUAGAUAUAUUCCCAUCGAUACCAUACCAGUUUGAAAAUCAAAGACUGCAUCAGAUAGUACAGUCCGUCAUCGUAAUGUCUUGGACAUCUAUUCAGUUAAUUUGUGUGCCUGCAAAGCCUAUUUCCGUCUUUAUGUCAAAGUCUGACAAUCUUUCGUCCCAACCUUUUGGGCUUGACGUUUUUCAAAUCGGCGAUGUAGCCAAUUUGACUGUGCAAAAAGUGGACUUUAGUCAGCAAAACGAAAACAAAACGGGAAAAUAGAUCAUGUCUCGACGCAGCAUCGAUUCGAAAGGGGGACCGACUUCACCAUCACAUUCGAAACUAAGCACGUAGGCAGAGAGUAA